Molecule: messenger RNA, 427 nt
Organism: Psylliodes chrysocephalus
Lineage: Eukaryota; Metazoa; Arthropoda; Insecta; Coleoptera; Chrysomelidae
Source: the annotation of a GenBank genome assembly
AUGAAGGCUUUAGAUCGGAAACUCCUUGUGGAAAGUAAUAUUUUACCCAAUGAGAAACCUGAAUUGAGCGAAGAACAGACUGAGGAAAAGAACUCCAAAGAAUGGUCUGAAAACAUGACAGGUAUGGUUUUGGAUAAUAAAAGAACAAAAGUUGAAUUUGAGGAAGAGCUCAACAAAAUUGCCAGCAAGGAUGAUAGUAUUGAACCUGAAAUUAUGAAGGAUCAAAACAGUACUAUUCAAGAUUAUAAAGACAUAAUAAAAGCUGAGAAGAAAAAGUCUGUGUCAUUAACUGAUGUCUUUAAUAAAGCCCAAGAAGCUAAACUUAAACAACGGGAUCAACAGCAUAAAGAACAUGAAGAUAAUAAAGAACGAAGACACCAGGAGAAAUUGCAAUUACUAAAAGACUUGUUUAAAAAUUCGUAGGAAC